UAGCAUUGCAAGAGUAGCGAUGACUUACCUUCAGCGGAAGUGGAAAAUGUGGAAGCAAAGAGAGUAAAUUGUUGUUUGUUUAUAGUGAAGCGUUUAAUGGUUCGAUUGCGUCAUGGCUCUGGUUCCGUAUGUUGAAAAUGUGGUACCUGCCCUUUCCAAACUUCAGAAUUCAUCGGCGCGUUUUCAUUUUGCCAGCCAUGAUAUCGUCAUAGCUCAGGAUUGGAGGACGCUUGGAGUGGCAGCGGUUGUGUGGGACGCGGCUGUUGUCUUGUGUAUGUACUUGGAGCUGGGCCAUGUCGAUCUCAAGGGGAAGGUGUCCAUUGAGCUGGGGGCGGGCACUGGAUUGGUGGGCGUCGUUGCAGCCUUGCUGGGUGCCAAAGUGACCAUCACUGACAGGAGGUGUGCUCUGGAAUUCCUUUCUAACAAUGUCAAAUACAACCUGCCCUCUGACCUCUGGGAAUCUGUGGCGGUGUCUGAGCUGUCUUGGGGCGAGGGCCUUGAUCGCUUCCCAGCUGGAGGCUUCGAUCUAGUCUUGGGAGCAGACAUCGUUUACCUGGAGGACACAUUUGUGCCACUGAUACAGACACUUCAGCACCUGUGUGCGGAUGCCACCGUGGUGCUACUGGCAUGCAGGAUACGCUAUGAACGAGAUACCAAGUUUUUGACAAUGUUGAGGGAGCAGUUUACUGUCGAGGAGGUUUACUAUGACAAAAAUAGGGACAUCCAUAUUUACAAAGCUGGGAAACAACUGCCCAGGAGUGAUUUGUGAUUUCUUUCUGAAGACACCCCAUUUAAAUAAAUGUAUUGUUUGGAAAUCCAAGCUUCUCAGAAACACUUUUACUAACAGCGGCCAAAAUGUAACAGCUCUAACAAUGUAUUUUACAAGCUGGUGUGGACAUUAAGAAAAUAAACGAAAAGCCACGUGAAA
Molecule: messenger RNA, 928 nt
Organism: Hippocampus comes (tiger tail seahorse)
Lineage: Eukaryota; Metazoa; Chordata; Actinopteri; Syngnathiformes; Syngnathidae
Gene: mettl21a
Product: methyltransferase 21A, HSPA lysine
Exons: 3
Coding region: 113-769 (218 amino acids)
Cellular component (GO): cytosol; protein-containing complex
Source: RefSeq, a predicted model, not a curated record